AUGGAACUAAUAUAUAAUAAGAUAGAUGUCAUAUUCAAAUCGAUCGAGGAUCUCUUCACGGUUACGAACACCAUCCAACGACGAAAGGAGUAUGUCGAAGAAGCUGUCGUCGAACGCAGUGUAUCGUAUGGAGGGUUGUCCUUUGAGGACACUGCUGAUACUGAGAUUGAUACCGGUGAUAUCGAUAAGUACAUCGACGAGGCUUUUCAGUGGCUAAAUUGCACUAAAGUCAGCAUUACCGCUAAAAGUGCGGAUACAGAGAAUGCUACGAAGAAUUCUGUGACUGCGUUAGUAAAUAAGUUCAUUAAAAUUUUAAAACGACCAGCUCUUCGAGGGCCUAGACGUGAGAGAAAUGAUAGAUUUAAAGACUUGACAGAUUACUGGAGAUGUAAAUCUUGUCACCAGGACCUUUAA
Molecule: messenger RNA, 414 nt
Organism: Diatraea saccharalis (sugarcane borer)
Lineage: Eukaryota; Metazoa; Arthropoda; Insecta; Lepidoptera; Crambidae
Source: the annotation of a GenBank genome assembly